AUGGCCAUAACCGCCACAAUUUCAGUACCAAUUACAUCCCCCACUCGUCACUCACUCGCUUCCUUCAAUUUCUUCCAAUCAUCUCUCCAUUCCAAUUUUACCACACCACAACGCACUUUCAAAUACCCUAUUUCCCGCCUCGUUGCUUCCUCCAUGAAAACCGAAACUCCGGCGAAAACAACAACAACUUCCUCCACUUCCUUCCUCCACCAGAAGGAGUCCGGCUUUCUCCAUUUCGCAAAGUAUCACGGUCUCGGAAAUGAUUUCAUUUUGAUUGAUAAUAGAGACUCUUCUGAACCGAAGAUUAGUUCAGAGAAAGCUGUGCAACUAUGUGAUCGGAACUUCGGUGUUGGUGCUGAUGGAGUUAUUUUUGUCUUGCCUGGUAUUAAUGGAAGUGAUUAUACAAUGAGGAUUUUCAACUCUGAUGGUAGUGAGCCUGAGAUGUGUGGCAAUGGAGUGCGGUGCUUUGCUAAAUUUGUUUCUCAGCUUGAGAGUUUACAUGGAAGGCACAGUUUCACAAUACAUACUGGUGCUGGGCGGAUUGUUCCUGAAGUCUUGGAGGAUGGAAAUGUCAAAGUUGAUAUGGGGGAACCGGUCCUUAAAGCAUCAGAUGUGCCUACUAAAUUAUCUCCAAAUAAGGAUGGUGCUGCUGUUAAAUCAGAGAUAGAUGUUGGCGGAGUUAUCUGGAACGUGACUUGUGUUAGCAUGGGAAAUCCACACUGUGUAACCUUCAGUAGAAAAGGAGUUCAGAAUCUGGUUGUUGAUGAAUUGAAGCUAUCUGAAAUUGGUCCAAAAUUUGAACAUCAUGAGAUGUUCCCUGCACGAACUAACACAGAGUUUGUGCAAGUGCUUUCUAAUUCCCACCUGAAGAUGCGUGUUUGGGAGCGCGGAGCAGCGGAAACUCUUGCUUGUGGAACUGGAGCUUGUGCUACCGUUGUUGCGGCAGUUCUUGAGGGUCGUGCUGGGCGGAACUGCACGGUUGAUCUACCUGGAGGGCCUCUUCAGAUUGAAUGGAAGGAUGAAGAUAAUCAUGUCUAUAUGACUGGUUCAGCUGACCUAGUGUAUUAUGGAUCUUUGCCCCUUUGA
This is a messenger RNA of Vicia faba (fava bean), 1086 nucleotides long. Lineage: Eukaryota; Viridiplantae; Streptophyta; Magnoliopsida; Fabales; Fabaceae. The record is from the annotation of a GenBank genome assembly.